AUGGAGGCGGCGGGCGGUGAGGAGAGGGUCCUUCUCACCCAGAGGCUGAAGGCUGCGGUUCACUACACGGUUGGCUGCCUGUGUCAGGAUGUUGCAGAAAAUAAAGAGGUGCAAUUCAGCAAACAAACCAUUGCAGCUAUUGCAGAGAUCACCUUCAGGCAGUGCGAGAACUUUGCAAAAGACCUCGAAAUGUUUGCAAGGCAUGCAAAACGAAGCACAGUCACUACAGAGGAUGUGAAGCUUUUGGCUAGAAGGAGCAAUUCUUUGCUGAAGUAUAUCACCCAGAAGAGUGAUGAGCUCAUAUCAAGUAACAUGGAACAAAAGGAGAAGAAGAAAAAGAAGUCCAGUGCAGCUAAGGGAGGGAGAACUUCUGGGGAACAAGUCAUUGCGACUGAAAGCGAAGAUUCCAACAUGGCAUGA
Molecule: messenger RNA, 420 nt
Organism: Haliaeetus leucocephalus (bald eagle)
Lineage: Eukaryota; Metazoa; Chordata; Aves; Accipitriformes; Accipitridae
Gene: CENPS
Product: apoptosis-inducing, TAF9-like domain 1
Exons: 5
Coding region: 1-420 (139 amino acids)
Biological process (GO): resolution of meiotic recombination intermediates; replication fork processing
Cellular component (GO): FANCM-MHF complex; Fanconi anaemia nuclear complex
Molecular function (GO): protein heterodimerization activity; chromatin binding
Source: RefSeq, a predicted model, not a curated record